AGUGCUGGGGCAUCCUCUCCCCUACUCCGUUGUGUGACUGAGCUGAUAAUGCACUAUCAGAGCUAGAAGGACGCUAUAUAGAGGGGCUCCCCUCUCCACCCUCAGCAACUCUGCAACUGUAUGCUCAUUUGGGAUCAUCCUGUUUCACGGUUGCUGCUUCUAUUUGGUUUGCUGUCAUCAGGAGUUCCUUCAGCUUUUCCCCAAAAGGACCCUAUACUUCACCCAUAGGACUGCACUGUAAAGAGGGUUUGCUUUUUCCCUUCAAAAUUGUUGCGAAAAUGAAUGGCCCAGCAGAUCCCUCGAACCUACUCUUCAAUUGCUCAAGCCCAUCCAAUUUCUCUUUGGAAACCGCAGAGCAUUGUGGCAAAGAGACACACCUUGAGAACAUCCUUUUUGCCACUUUCUACUUCCUGGACUUCAUCCUGGCUUUUGCUGGCAAUGCCCUCGCUCUUUGGCUCUUCAUCCGGGACCAGAAGUCAGGCACACCUGCCAACAUCUUCCUGAUGCAUCUGGCUGUGGCUGACCUGUCCUUUGUGCUGGUGCUUCCUACCCGGCUGGUGUACCAUUUCUCUGGUAAUCACUGGCCAUUUGGUGAGAUCCCAUGCAGACUCACUGGCUUCCUUUUUUACCUCAACAUGUAUGCCAGUAUCUACUUUCUGAUGUGUAUCAGCGUUGAUCGCUUCCUAGCCAUCGUGCACCCUGUGAAGUCCAUCAAGCUCCGCAGGUCUCUUUAUGCCCAUUUGGCAUGUGCCUUCCUAUGGGUUAUAGUUGGGGUUGCAAUGGCACCUCUGCUGCUCAGUGUGCAGACAGCUGAGACGAAAAACACAACUGUCUGCCUACAGCUCUACAGAGAAAAGGCAUCACGUCAUGCCCUUGUGUCAUUAGCAGUGGCAUUCACCUUCCCGUUUGUUACUACAGUGACUUGCUACUUAUUAAUCAUUCAAAGCCUGAAGACUGGGAACAGAGUGGAGAAACACCUGAAGGAAAAAGCUAUCAAAAUGAUCAUCAUGGUGUUGCUGAUCUUUCUGAUUUGCUUUGUACCUUAUCAUGUCAAUCGUUACAUUUACAUUCUCCAUUACAAUGGAACCAAAACUUCCUGUGAAACGCAGCGUAUUCUAGCUCUCAGUAACCGCAUCACUUCCUGCCUCACAAGUCUAAAUGGUGCCUUUGACCCAGUCAUGUAUUUUUUUGUAGCUGAGAAAUUCCGUGAGGCUUUGUGCAAUCUGUUUUGUGUUAAAAAGACUGUAACGUUGCCUCAAACAUACGAGGGUAAAACAAAUGAAAGCUCACUAAGUGCUAAAUCUGAACUGUGA
Messenger RNA from Nestor notabilis (Kea), 1313 nucleotides. RefSeq names its product G protein-coupled receptor 17 (gene GPR17). The record is from RefSeq and is a predicted model, not a curated record. Gene Ontology annotation, biological process: positive regulation of Rho protein signal transduction; phospholipase C-activating G protein-coupled receptor signaling pathway. Gene Ontology annotation, cellular component: membrane. NCBI's taxonomy places the organism in Eukaryota, Metazoa, Chordata, Aves, Psittaciformes, Psittacidae. Gene Ontology annotation, molecular function: G protein-coupled receptor activity. The coding region runs from base 279 to 1313 and encodes 344 amino acids. The transcript is spliced from 2 exons.